Messenger RNA from Sclerotinia trifoliorum, 1556 nucleotides. The record is from the annotation of a GenBank genome assembly. Lineage: Eukaryota; Fungi; Ascomycota; Leotiomycetes; Helotiales; Sclerotiniaceae.
GCCCGGCAGAAACUAUCAUGCACUAACGUCAUAGGCCUGUAGUGCACCACAGCUCCAUCAUAGUGCGCAUUCUACAUCAUCCUUAUGAACAUCUAAUUUCACGCCAAACGUAUAUCAAUAUGUCUACCUCGGUUUGGCCAUCUUUACCUGCCCAUGAGUUAAUGAAAGAAGAGGAUGAUUCUACGGUACAUACAUACAUAGUUUCCCCUACACGUUUGCGACACGACAUAACGUGAACUAACCAUCAUUUCAGGAACGCGAAUUAUCAUGGCUUCUAGAAUCACUUCAGGACACUUUAGCUUCACUCAAGACGGGCCUCGAAGAUUGUUAUGCACUUCUUGCGCCGGUUGAGCCAGGGUCUACCCUUGUUAUGUCAUCACCUCGUUCUGAGUAUCUAAAGGGUCACAUUACGCGCGUCGGCACUCAGGUGGUUAAAGGAGUUUGUUCUCCCUCUUCCUCGCUACUCCUACCGAUUUUCAAUUUCUUUCAAUUCCCUACCAUGCGCAAAAUAUUGGACCUCUCAUAGUCAUGCGCUACUAACACUUUUGUUCCCUAGACGCUUCACCUCCGCCUUAAAUCUCUCCCGCCGACCUCCUUUUCCAUCUCCCCAAUCCUACCUAUCGUUCUCGAACCCCUCACGCAGCUGCGCAAUCUUCUAAACCAAAGCCUUGAUUGUGUCGAUAUAACUCGUUGGACUGGUGACCGUCACUCCGCUCCUUUCAUAUCCUCACAGCUACAUCUCCUACAUAGUAUCCUCACCGAAGCCAAGCUCGUUCUCAAAGGCCCUUCUCUCCUCGAAUCUCCCACUCAAACCCCCGCCUCUUUGAAUUGGGCACACAAGCCCGUCGAUCCCGAUACUUUCUCCCCAUCACUACCUCCCAAUCUGUCUCUCGAUCUUACAAUCUCCGAUGGCUCAAUACUGCUUACCAUACGAGUUCUUGAACCCGUAGCACAACAAGUGAAUUUGGGAAGCAGAAUAGCAUUUGCGAUAGGAGCGCAGAGGAGAUUGGAGCAUGAUGAGAUGGAUGAGGUGUUUAUGUAUAAAGGAGAAGAAGUCCGGGUUAAAGAGAAGGUGAGGGUGGAGAGUGGAGAUCCGAAGUUAAUGAGUGUUUUGGCCAAGGUGGCGGCAUUGGAGCAUACGGUCGAGGGGGCGAGAGCAGGGCUAAAGAUUGUCAUGGGUGGAGAUGUUGAGGACGGCGAGGAAUAGUGAUACAAUGUGUAUUGCUUUCGUAAAAAAUUGCACGACAGAUUCAGCUCAGGUCUAUUGAUAUAUGUGGACGACACGAAACAAGUCAAAGUUGAUGUUCUCUGUCAUGGUGCUAAAGGCAUGGCUGACUCGAGUGCCAGGUAAAUACAGAUCUUUCAGAGUAGAUGUGUCAAGAUUGACAAACUGAAUAAGCCUCUGUAGUAGUACUGGAACAGGCAUACUUUUUCUCUGCGAUGAUACCCUUAUAGAGCUCUUUGGUCUUGAUAAUUAAAUAAUGACGUUUGUACCAUGAAGUGUAUUCAUUCUAUCAUCCCUUACCCGUCUAUCCCCAUCUUGUACACUAAUGAUC